AGCGCGGGAGGUCCCGCAGAGGAGGCGCUCCGGCCAGCUGGCCUCGGCAGGAGCGGGGUGCGGCUGCCUGCGCUCUCCCUCGGGGAGCCGGCAAACUUCCCCGGGGGCGGGUGGGAGAGAAGAAGCCGCGUCCCGGUCCAGCGGCUCAGUCCGCCCCUUUCCCCGGCUGCCGUCCCGUCCCGGUGCUGCCUGCGGCCAGACUUGCCUAGCGCCCGUGGGGCUGGUCCCGGAUGCCUCCCAUCGCCGCGACCGGCGGGCGGGCUGCCCACCUCCGCCUCGUCCCGUGGGGAGCGGAGGGAAACCAGGGGGCCGUUUCCAUAGAGAUGGGGCUGGAGUGAAACUUUGCUGCGGGCGGCAGGCGAGGGCCGAGCCCGGGCGGCGCUGAGCGGAGCGGUCGGGGCCGGCUGAGAGCGGGGUCCGUCCCCUUCCACCUCCCCCGCAGCGCCGCCGGGGGCGAGCGCCGCCCGGGCACCCUGCAGAGGAGCCGGGAAAGUUUUGCUCCGCGGAGCCGCCACCCGCCCACGCCCCCCUGGGCGGCUGCUUGGCGGCCGUUCCCCCGCGGCGGCUCCCGCGGAGCGCUGCUAUGGCACCCGCCCGUCGCCGCGGGGCGAGCAGGGGGAGGCCGCCUCCGGCUGGCCCUGCGCUGGCGGCGGGGGGGUGCGCAGCCCCCGGGUGGCGGGCGUCCUCCUCCGGCCGGCAGUGACCGCCCCGGCCCCGCUCCUGCCUGCUGGCCAUGCCUGCCCCCGCCCGCCUCUCGCCGAGCACGGUGCCGGGGAAGGGCGAGGGGAGCCGCCCUGUCACUCCCUGAGCCAGCCGCCGCCUCACCGGAGAAGCCCCGUGUCUGACGGGCACGGCGCAGCUCCGCUGCUCGCUGCGCCGGGAGGGCUGCGGGCACCUCGCACCUCCCCACAGGAAACUUCUUCAGAAGUUCACAGGUGGGCUGUGAACUACAAGGAAGCAUUUUUUCAAAGAGCAAAAUUGAAAGACUGAUCCUUUCAGCAAAAGACUGGGCACAAUACAGAGCUAUGAUAGCAACCGGAGGAGUCAUAACAGGACUGGCUGCCUUAAAAAGGCAAGACUCUGCCAGAUCUCAGCAACAUGUAAAUCUUGCUGGAGUACCAGUUCCUGAGGAGAAGAAACCAGUUCGGCGGCGGCCCAGGACAGAUGUAGUAAUUGUCAGGGGCAAAAUCCGUCUCUAUUCUCCAUCGGGAUUCUUUCUUGUUUUGGGAGUGCUUAUCGCAUUCUUUGGAAUUGCAAUGGCCAUCCUUGGAUACUGGCCCCAGAAGGAACAGCUGUUAGGCUCUGAAGAUAAUCCAUCUGUAAAUGAAACCCGGACCCCAAGAAGCCAAGGAAGCAUUUUGCUUCGCUUCUUUGAACAGCACGUGCACUCAGAUAAGAUGAAAAUGCUGGGACCUUUCACAAUGGGCAUUGGAAUCUUCAUUUUUAUUUGUGCAAAUGCCAUUCUCCAUGAAAACCGUGACAAGGAAACAAAAAUAAUACACAUGAGAGACAUAUACUCCACUGUAAUAGACAUCCACACCCUGAGGAUCAGGGAACAGAAGCAGCUGAGCGGUGCCUUCACUGGCUUGUUGGGGGAAGCAGAACUCCGGCACAGUGGGAGCUCCUGUGCAUCACGGCUGGCUGCAAACACAGUUGCGCCUUUCUCUGGCUUCAAGAGCAAUCUUAGAAUGGAUAGUUCUGCUGAAGAAGAUGAGAUUACCCUAAAUGAAGAUAGGACCACUAGUAGCCUCCUGCCACCUCUGCUGGCUGAGCAAUCUGGUUCAGUGUUUGGACUUUAUCCUCACACCAGCAAGGCUUCAGAUGACAAAAACACUAACUCCAUAAAGUGUGAAACAAAAUCCAUUGUAUCUUCUUCCAUUAGUGCUUUCACACUGCCGGUAAUUAAACUGAAUAACUGUGUUAUCGAUGAACCCAGUAUAGACAACAUAACUGAGGACUCAGAGAUCUCCAGGAAUCAGUCUAGAAAUCUGUCAAUGGAUUCUCUUGCAAUUCCACUAACUGAUACCAAUGAAUCCUACAGACCAGCUGCUUCCAUGCUGCCACGACACAAUUCAUUUGUGGACACUCCAUCUGAUCCCUUCAAGUCUUCUAUGACCCUUGGACCAAGCACAGGAAAGCUUUUAUCGCCUGGUGCUGCCAGGAAGCAGUUUGGUUCCAACACAUCUUUGCAUCUUCUGUCCUCACAUUCUAAGUCCCUGGAUUUGGACAGGGGUCCGUCUACGCUCACUGUCCAAGCUGAACAAAGGAAACACCCCAGCUGGCCCAGGCUGGAUCGGAGCAACAGUAAAGGCUAUAUGAAACUAGAAAACAAGGAGGACCCCAUGGAUAGGUUACUUGUGCCACAAGCAGCAGUCAAGAAAGACUUCACUAAUAAGGAAAAGCUUCUUAUGAUAUCAAGAUCUCAUAAUAAUUUGAGUUUUGAACAUGAUGAGUUUUUGAGUAACAACCUGAAACGAGGAACUUCUGAAACAAGAUUUUAAUAUUUAAAUUGCAAUUUAGAAGAUAUCAUAUGGUAUUUUUAAAAGCAUUUUGACAAGUGUUUCCUUUUCAGUGAGACUGCACAAGCCUGUUCUUAACCAAAUUCUUAAUAGCCCAUUAAAAUUGGCUUGUGCGAACAGAGAUCUUCAUCAUUGUAAAACCAAGGGUUUCUUGUCUUAGUAACAUUCAGCUGCAAUACUAUACAUUGUCAUUGCUUGGACAGUUUUGUUACGACUGAUUCCAAUUAUUCCCAAGUCACUAUCUCUUUUGUUCUAUAUACGCAUGUUACUUUUCACCAAAAGAGACUGCAGUAGGAAAAAAAGCUCAAUUUGCCUGUAAGUUCUCUUGAUUUAAAGACUGCAAGAGACUGAAAGCAGUGGUCUUGUGGUCUAGAAUGGGAAGUGAACAGGAGCACGUAGUGGAAUUGUGAAAUCCAGAGCUUUAUUCCUAGGUGUUGUCUUUCACUUGCAGUACAUCUCAGAAACUGCAGUCUUGCCAUUGUCAUAGUGAGAAACUUGUUUACAUACUGGGGUGGGUGGAUAGAAAAGAGUGGAUAUAAUAAAACCAUUUUUGUGAAUUCACUGUAAUUGAUCAAGUGAAUACCAGUGUUGUGAAUUAUUAACUAUGCUUUGUACAAUAAUCUUUCUACAUCUAUUGUAAUUUAAUCCUGUAAUUUUGGAAGAGCAUACAUAAAGUAAGAAACCUGAAUUUUUUUUCUGGGAUUAAGUCUCUAAACCACUUUGAUUGGCAGCACUUUUAAAAUCAAAAUAGAAAGAUUCAAUUAAAAUCUUAGGAAAAUGAUGAACACCAACAGGAUUAUAGAAACAUGGCGUAUAAUAAGAUGAUAUUGUAACUUGCAUCUGAAGGCAAAAAUGGAGAAUGAAUAUAUUGCCUGUCAUUACAAUAACAAGAUGCUAAGUAACUAGAUCUCUGUGUUCAAAAUACUUCUACAAAGCAUACAAUGCAAUACCUAUACUAACAUAGUAUGAAAGCCCCUUGCCUAAAUUUUGAUUUAUAUAUUUCACAUAAUUAUUGGUAUGAUGGUUUACUGAAGGCUUAGCUGUGUCAAUUUGCAUUACAAGAUUUUGCAGAAGGAAUUGACAUUUAAAACAAUGUUUUUCUCAGCAAAGCAAGCUUCACAGUUGACAGUUGUAGGCUAUUGCUAAAGAAAAGGAGAAUUGGAAUGUGUGUAUCAGAGGGUUUUCAUGUAUUUCAUUGCUGUUUAGGCCAUGAUUCUGCCAUUACAGCCACGUUAGAGAAUGUCCCUUCAAAGCUGCAAGGCUCACCCAACAGGGUGUUGGUUUUAAUUGGUUGGAUUUGAUAUAUUCACUUACCCUAAGUACUCAGGAAUUAUUUUUAAUGGCUUUUCCCAAAAAAAAUCAAGCUUGUUAAAAUGUUGUAAUUUCUCAAUUACUUAGAUUAUGAAAGAUCAAGGAUAAAAUACCUUCUCUUUUUUUUAAUUUAACGAAAUAUUCAGCUCCGUAUUUCAACUGCGCAAUGUUUAUGUAUCACGAGCAUUACUUGCUCGGUGAGUUGAGGCAUAGUGUUAACUGUUAGAACCUCAAGCCUAUAUAUUGUAACAGAGUUGGCUAAAUAUUUUGCUAUGAAGCUUUUAAUAACUCACUGGUUAGUGUUCUUAAGACAUUUGCUAUUUUUUGCAAUAAAAUGUCUCUCUACACAUGUCCAUUGUAAGACCUGGUUUUUCCUCUGUGAUCUCUAAUCUUGCAUACCAAAGUAUAAUUGAGUAUCAUGACACUGUAUACAACAUUGUGCCUAAAUCACUAGCCUGCCACAAGAUAUUUCUUCCAGAGUAAUUGAUUUCAGUGACAUGUCUACACAUGGAAAGGCUGAAUGCGUUUUUUACCGAUGAAAUGUGAAAUGUAUUCAAAGUGGUUUUGCUAUGAGAAACUUUGUAUAAAAAGAACAUCAUGCUCUUUUUAGUUUGGCAGUAAGUAUUAUUUUAAAAAUGGAAAACACCAUUAAAGA
Messenger RNA from Zonotrichia leucophrys gambelii, 4485 nucleotides. It is a transcript of the gene TMEM200A, whose product is annotated as transmembrane protein 200A. The transcript is spliced from 3 exons. The record is from RefSeq and is a predicted model, not a curated record. The coding region runs from base 1026 to 2501 and encodes 491 amino acids. Lineage: Eukaryota; Metazoa; Chordata; Aves; Passeriformes; Passerellidae.